CGCUCCUCUCCCGCUUGCAUUUGUACGUGCGGGCGCGUUGCGUGCGGUAAGUUGUGCUCCGUUCAAAGGCCCUGAUUGUUAUUCACAAGAGCGUGCAUUGCGACAGCGAUCGCUGCAGUCUGCCGAGCAGAGUCACCGCUCGAAGUUGAAGCACGCUCAAGGAGCCUGCUAUGGGAUACACCAGGACUACAUAGCAAUCUCCUCGCAUCGUCUGCCGACUGUGCCUGCACGCCACUCGAGUGGGACACGCGCGCGCCUCUCCCUGUGGCCGCCUGGCCCCUCGCGAUCGCCUCGAAAGCCGCCGCCGCCGAGCAAUGGGGAAGCAGAACAUGUUUGUGUUCGUGGUCGCCGCCACCGCUCUGGUCGCGAACUUGUGGCACGCCGCCGAAGCGCAGAGCAGUGAACCCGGCUGCUCGGGCGUCAAGUACGCCUUCCAAGGGAAAGGAUUCGAAAACGACGUCCCUUCGCGGGCCAUCUCAGGGGAGCACCUUCAGAUCUGCGAGCGCUCGCUCACCUGCUGCACCCAGGAGAUGGAGCACCUGCUCAGCGCCCAGAGCCGGGAGGAGUUCGAGCGGGUGCUUCGGGACGAGAUCGGCAAAGUGCGCGCCAAGUUCGCCGCCCGCAUGCAGAGGUUCGACGAGUUCUUCAAGGAGCUGCUGAAGACGUCCAAGAAGGACUUCCACGGCAUGUUCCUGCGCACGUACGGCAUGCAGUACGACACCAACUCGUACAUCUUCCACGACAUGUUCGACCAGCUGGAGAAGUACUACCGCACCGGCGGCGUCGACCUGGUGGACGCGCUGGACGGCUUCUUCCUCGAGCUGUACCGCAAGAUGUUCCAGGUGAUGAACAUGCAGUACGCGCUCAGCGAGCGCUACCUGCAGUGCGUCAGCGACUACCGCGACGAGCUGCGCCCCUUCGGCGACGUGCCCCAGAAGCUGACGCUCGAGGUGAAGCGAUCCUUCGUGGCCACGCGGACCUUCGUCCAGGCGCUGGCCGUCGGCAGAGACGUCAUACAGAGCGUCAUGGAGGUCGGCCCUUCUGCCAACUGCAGCCAUGCACUCAUGAAGAUGAGCUACUGCCCACACUGCCAUGGCCUACCAAACCUGAAGCCCUGCUCGUCAUACUGCCACAGUGUCAUGCGUGGUUGUCUGGCCCACCACAUGGAACUCGACAGCGAGUGGGGCUUAUUCAUUGAUGCCCUCAUGAACCUGGCAAACCGUUUGGAAAGUUCCUUCAACAUUGAGUCGGUUGUAAACCCAAUAGGAGUGAAGAUAUCCGAAGCCAUCAUGGAUUUCCAGGAGAACAGGGCAACUAUUCUGCAAACGCUAUAUGACAAGUGUGGCACGCUUCGUCUGGCCCGCCGUGGCAGUGGCCAGGAGCUGCACUUCGAGACGCUGAAGUUUGGAGGCACCGGAGGCGGCCAGCAGCCCGCAAUGAGGCCAACCACCGCAGCGGGGACCAGCAUGGACCGGCUGGUGCAGGGCAUCAAAAAGCAGCUUCGUGCCACCCGUUCAAUGUGGUCCCAGCUGCCCGAUCGCAUGUGCCGCCAGCCUUCGGCACAAUCCCCACCUCCCGAGGAGGAGUGCUGGGAUGGACUGAGUCGUGCAAAGUCUGAGGGAGGAAACCACACAGUUCCGGGAGGCAAAACUCGAGGUUCGCACCAGCAGUUUCAGCAGCAGCCACACAACGGCCACCACAGGGGUGGUGGCACAGAGUACACAAGUAGCAACGUGGUUAUCAACCAGCUCAUACUCACUCUCAAGAUCAUCACCAACAAGUUGAACCUGGCCUAUGGAGGGCAUGAUGUCCAGUGGCAAGACACCGCUGACCUCGAUGACAUGGGCAGUGGAAGUGGGAGUGGAAGUGGCGAUGACGAGUACGAGCCAGCGCCGACAUCGACAACCCCCGACAUUUUCUUCACCGGCUCGCUACCAACGUCCGGCACAGUGCCCAAGCACCCUGUGACACCGCACACCAGCUCUGCACACCGUGUGCUGUGUGGUGUCCCUCUAUGGCUCCUGGUCAUCGCUCUAUUGCUCAAGAAAUGUCUGAGCAGCAGCGUCUGACGUUCGUUCCUGAUCCUACACCUCUUCUUCUACUUGGCGGCUGCACUGCCCGCCUGCUGCUAGUGCCUGAGUGGGAAAUAGAAACGAAGAAAAGAGAACGUUGCACAACAUCUGUGCAAAGUGACUCUCAUGUGUCGAGUUUUCGUGACUGUGAUGCAGCAUGGUUGAGACAUCUGGAUUUCUGCUGUCGCUUGUCUGUCAAGCGUGAAGCAUUUUGUUGUGGCUCAGUGUGUGCACAAGUCGUGCACAGCCGUGGAAACUACAGCGCACAGUGCGGCGUGCUUUCUGGCUCUGGCAUGACCCAGGGGUCAAGUUUAGGUGUGGACACUUGUCAAAGGCGUGAUCGAGACUUGCACGGUGAUGGGACUGACGCGUGUCCAAGCUGGUAUUGUGUGACUGUAGCCUACUCGUUUUAUUCUUCGAUAUUUUCUUUGGACAUGGACGCACAUCGCGGAUGAACCUGUGUGGAAAAGAACAGUGGCACCUGUCACAAAUUGUGAACUCUCCGAAGUGGAAUGGCCCUAUGGUUUGUAAUUGCUACCAGUUGCAAACUCGAACGAAUUGAAGACUGAAAAAAAAAAUGUAGGCCAUAAUCGUCACAGUGGCAUGCUUCUUUGUCCGUAGCAGAAUAAGUAGCACAUGUAGCUAAAUUUUCAUAUUCCUUUUUUUCGUUUUUUCACUCGUAAUACAUGCAGAAUCGAAAGUCAGAACCAUACCACACAAUUUGUGUUAUGGCUGUGUAAGCUAUAGCACCAUCUUUACAGGACCUUGUAACUGAAAGAUAUUUGGCGUCAUUUGUCUGGCUUUCUCACGACUGUGAAGUGGCAUGCUAGCCAUUACUAACAAUGAGCAUCCACUCUGUGUCAUUCUGCUUUAGCAAUUUUUCAGUUUUGUUUGGCAUAUGCUGCACGUUUGUGCUUUUAUACAGGACUUCGAACACUUGACACCCUAAACUUAGUUGUGCUGUGCAGUAGGGUGUCGCAGUCAUUCUUUUGUAAAGUAGACCGACCUGGUGUUGAUCUAAUUUAUCUGCACUUGACAUUUCACUCUUGCACAGAAAGAAAGGAAAUUAUGUCUCUUCGGGGCUCCAGUUUAAUUGUUUGUACAAUGAAGCAGCGAAGAUGUUUCAAGUUCUUAUGUUGGCAUUUCUAGGAUAUCUUGGGUGCGUGUGAUGUUCUUCAUGAAACAUUAUGUAAUUUUUAAGUGCCUGACCUGUAACUUACUUCAUUGUUCUGCUGUAACCACAGCAACAUUUUAUUUACACAAAUAAUUAAGUCAUUACUUUAAUUCCUUUAGCUUAUGGUAUCCUGGCUACAAAGCAGUAUGCUAUUCGUUAGAAAAACGUCUGUCACUGACACCAUUUCCAAGAGCUCAAUUCUUCGCAGUCCCGUUCCAUGUUGAAAUUUCAGAAUAAAUUGGGGGCACUGAACUUCACAAGACUAUUUUGCUGGUGGAGAAAUCGGUCCUCCAAAAUGUGCUGGGGAACAAUUUUUUUACAAAUGGUGAGCCACUUACAAGAAAUAAAUCUAACAAUAACUUAAGUUGCUUGCAGUGUUCAAGUAUCCAGAUGAGAGCUAAGCCUGACUAAUCAAAUUGAAGUUGUUGUGAGCAUCUUAUGUUUAGUACUUUCUGUAUGCCUGUAGUGUUUGUCCAGAAGAAGAGUAGGGCAUUGCUAGAUGAGGGUCGUCACAAGUUAUCAUGAAGUCCUUCCGGACCUCAUUGCACAGCCAUUGUGAAAUGGUUGCUAGCUAGGUAACAUACCGUCUCCUAAACAUGGUUGCUUAAGACCAAUAAUGUUCUCUCAAUAAUGUUUUAAAGUUCAUUUGCACAUUUCUGUCAGUGUUAUUCAUGUGGCAGGAGCAAGGUUAGCUGAAAAGCAGGUGAUAGCUGUGCUCGGCAAGUUAUAAUUUGUUGUUUAAGAAUCGGGAUUUUGCAUUUAAUGCACAUUUGUCUCAUCAUUCUCAUAAUUCUUACAUUAAAGCAUAUACUUAGCAGUCAUAGAACAUUACCCUACCAGAGGUAUACCGAACAUUCUAUGCGGUGACGUAAUAAUGUGAAUUGAGUCACAAAGCGUGGGCUCCUCCCCUUCCGUUGACAUGAAGUUUUUAAAAUCUUACUAUUAAUGUUUUUCCUAUCACCCAAUUGAGAUGUUGAGAAAUCUCAAUUAGCUGGCAAGCGCUAGCUUUGAAACAUUCAAAAUCUGUUUUUAUUGGGUUGUGGAGGAGAGACAAAGAACACCAUUGUCUGUCUAAAGAGGUGUAGUCAGUGCAAAAUGGCAUAGCCUUCGAUACCUUCUAUAGGACAGAGCAUAUUGAUUAAUGCAUUCUCAUCACUGUUUUUUCACCACUCUAGAUUGUGUACAUGUGAAAGUUUCAAGAACAUUUCAAGCUCCCAGUUAUCGGUUUCCAUUCCUUGUGAUUUGUUAGAAAAAUUACUGAAUUACAGCAUGUCCAUCGUAACUGAACACAGACACGUGAUACAAACAUCUUGGUCUCCUCUGUUGCAAAAUUUGUCAGUACAAGAUAACAUUCUUAUGACAAAGUAUAGCAACAAAAUCUAAGGUAUUUUUAUUUUACCUGACAUUAGCCAUGAAUGAAAGUCCAUAAGUUGGUGCACAAAGUGCUUAGACUGGCAAUGCCAUUUAACAGCACAGUGCUUUCGCUAUCAUUAUUUAGCAGAAUAAUUCACCAACCACCGCUUGAUCAUCUUCACUUCCUAAUAUAAUUUAUACUUCUUUGGUGUUCUGUAAAAUCUUCAGCUCUAUGCAAACAAAAGGCUAGCGCCACUGUUACUUAAUCACUUUGAACUUGAGUUGCUGGUCUUCCUGCAGAAGAACAUCCAUUAUACAAACACGACAGACUGCGGUAUUUGAUUCAGUUAGUCGGAUAAUUUCCUAUAUUAGUGUUCAUUGUCUCCAGGAGGUGGAUUAUAUUAAUUUCUGCAAAUACGACUUAAUCAGGUUCAAAUGCUUAUGUCAGUUGCGUAGCAACAAUGAAAAUUCCCAAUUUACAGCUUUCUUGUGCUCAGGUUAACUGAGGCAGAAAGCUUAUCAACAGCAGAGUUCUUCACGGUAUUGUAAUAUGUGAUGUUUUCACAUGAUAUUUUGUGGCCUCAUCGUGUACAUUAUUUAAAAAAAGUAUUUCACCUGUGCUUCUUGGCCCUCUGCCCAUUGAAAUGCAUUUAUAUGUGUUCAGAGUCUUCAUUUCGAAGUGGUCCAAAUGCUACUCAUUUUUAGCAUGAUGGAGAUAAGUGCUCAUCAAUACAUUGGCUCCUUUUACCCACAUAUUUUGUUCAAGAGGUCACAGUUUUUUGCCAAAUUUUCUGUGUUUUUACUUGAUGAUGCAUCAUUUAUGUGCACAUUCUUUUUUAACUCAUGCUGUUACAUAAGGUAGCUUUUAAGACACCUGCUGAAUAGAUUAAUACACGUGCGCUAUUGUUCACACACACGUUUAUGUUCACGUUUUGCAUUAGAAGCUGUGCAGAACCUGACACACUGGGCAUGUUACCUGCAUUUUCAUUUAUUUGCGUAGGGGAGCUUUCCCAGCAAUGCAUCUGCAGCUACAGUUGAACCUUAGUGCAGCGAACACAGACAUGCUUAACUAAUUACUGGUUAUAACGAAGUCAAUCUCAAAUGUCUCUCGCCGUUAUUGAAGUGUAAUGAAUGUGUCGGCUGUAUAGGCUUGUAAUGGAUAUCGGAUAUAAUGAAGGUAUUUUUCGUGUCUGAUGUGGCGUCGUUAUACUGAGGUUCAACUGCUAUUACUAUUUAUUACUGCACUAAGCAUCAUAUUAUUUCGACUCAUUUUUUGUUCGUUUAGUCACAUUCCUGAAGAAGUAAAUAAGUGGUACUGUUAACCACUCUUCAGCCUUCUUUAUUUCUUUUUCUACUGCCAGUCCUCGAGUUUUCCUAGAUGCACAGUGAAGUUGUUGCUUUUCUCUGGCCCGUUUCUCUAUUAAGUUGACAGUCACGUGUGUUGUUUUAACAAUGGCAUUUUCUACGUGACUUAAUUUAUGCUGGCAGCAGACAGAUGAGUUCAUGUAGCACUGUAUCUAGCCGCUUAGAUUUGUAGUCCACAUUUUAAUUAUUUAUUAAUCUAAAGCACUGUCACCGUUUUUUAAUAUCUUCUCCAAUUACAGUUUUCUACUCAUUUUCAUGUCAGUGGCAAAAGCCAUUCUUCCUUCUUGUGUUUUCACCGCGUGCGUGGUUGAUGCUGUAAAUUGACCAUUUAGGCAGUAUACGUGUUUGACGUGCUAUUUAUUAGGACUUGCAACAUUUUUCACGCUAGUGUACCUUCAUUCUUUAGAUAGGUUUAGUAAGCAUUUCAAGUUAGCAGUGUGUUAUUAUUGUUGUAACUGCAACUUCAAAGCUGUUGUAAAUGUCUGGUUUCUUUUCGUAUACAUGCGUGGAUGCUCAUGUAUAUGUUUUGUUGUGUAUGUGCUUAUAAAGCAGCUCGGUGUUUACUUUGGCUAUCAAAAAUGCACAAGUGAGGGAGGGGUAGCAGGAAAAACAAAGUCAUGAGUUAGUAUUUUGCUUGCGCGAAGGCAUUCUCUGAAAGCUUGAAGUGUUGCAAAAAGAAGUAUACGUAUGUGCAUUGAACUGGACUGAUGAUGGUUGUGACUAUACUAACGUUUAAGCUAUACGUCGUUGGCACUUUUAACAUGUUCGUUUUAUUCUUUCUCAUGUUUCAGUCUUUUAUGUGAUGAUGUAAUGCAUAGUACACUAUGUCUCGUAUGAUUUGUACUGAAGUGCCAAACACAUGGCAGAAUGAACGGCUCUCUCUGCUGCGAGUGACCUUGACCGAUGCUGACUUUAUUUGACCAUCGUUGUGUGUAUGUGUGAUCACUCUUCGCCGUAUGUAUGUGUACAUAUUUAUGUUCUAAAUGAAGAAAUUUAUUGCUUUUCAA
Dermacentor andersoni is the source of this 6971-nucleotide messenger RNA. Its product is annotated as glypican-6-like. The record is from RefSeq and is a predicted model, not a curated record. Gene Ontology annotation, biological process: regulation of signal transduction; regulation of protein localization to membrane; cell migration. Lineage: Eukaryota; Metazoa; Arthropoda; Arachnida; Ixodida; Ixodidae. Gene Ontology annotation, cellular component: plasma membrane; extracellular region; synapse.